Microthlaspi erraticum is the source of this 1308-nucleotide messenger RNA. The record is from the annotation of a GenBank genome assembly. NCBI's taxonomy places the organism in Eukaryota, Viridiplantae, Streptophyta, Magnoliopsida, Brassicales, Brassicaceae.
AUGAUGAAUUUUCUGAGAAGAGCCGUCUUAUCUUCAAAGCGAAGCUCGCUUAUUCGCAUUGUAGCUGUUGCUGCUACCACUACUUCCGGAGUUGUAUAUGCUAAAACCAACACCGAUGCAGGAACGAGAGUAUCGGUGGCUAUUCCAGAAUAUGUUCGGGAAUCUCUCUCAUUACCUUGGCAGAUUUCACAGGGACUGAUUCAUCGCCCAGAUCAAAGCUUUUGUGGAAAUUUUGCCGCGUUUUCUGCAAGAGUCAGUCCAAAAUCAGAAGCACCUGCAAAUGAAGAUAAGAGAGCUCAAGCUGAAGACUCGGAUAGUCCGAAAGCAAGUAGCGGGUACUUGGGGAGAGAUACAAUUGCCAAUGCGGCUGCAAGAAUAGGACCAGCAGUUGUCAAUCUCUCGGUUCCUCAGGGUUUCUUUGGGAUUGCUACGGGGAAGAGUAUUGGUUCUGGAACAAUCAUUGAUGCUGAUGGCACGAUAUUGACUUGUGCUCACGUUGUAGUCGAUUUUCAGAACAUUCGUCAAUCUUCUAAAGGGAGGGUCGAUGUGACAUUACAAGAUGGUAGGACGUUUGAAGGUGUGGUGGUGAACGCUGAUUUACAGUCAGACAUUGCAUUGGUGAAGAUAAAGUCAAAGACGCCAUUGCCAACAGCUAAACUUGGUUUUUCGAGUAAGCUUCGUCCAGGGGACUGGGUAAUAGCUGUUGGUUGUCCUCUUUCUCUUCAAAACACAGUCACCGCUGGCAUUGUUAGUUGUGUUGAUCGCAAAAGCAGUGAUUUGGGUCUAGGAGGCACACGUAGAGAAUAUCUCCAAUCGGACUGCGCUAUCAAUGCUGGGAACUCUGGUGGGCCUCUUGUGAAUUUGGAUGGAGAAGUGGUUGGUGUUAACAUCAUGAAAGUCUUAGCUGCAGAUGGGCUCGGGUUCUCUGUGCCAAUCGACUCGGUCUCCAAAAUCAUCCAGCAUUUCAAGAAGAGUGGUAGAGUUAUUCGUCCAUGGCUUGGGCUGAAAAUGAUCGAACUCAAUAAAAUGAUCAUUGCUCAGCUAAAAGAGCGAGACCCAAAGUUUCCUGAUGUGGACAAAGGCAUUCUUGUCCCUACGGUGAUUCCGGGAUCGCCGGCUGAUCGAGCUGGAUUCAAACCAGGUGAUGUUGUUGUGAGAUUUGAUGGGAAGCCGGUCGAGACCAUCAAAGAGAUAAUAGAGAUAAUAGACGAUAGAGUUGGGAAGCGGAUGCAAGCAGUGGUGGAAAGAUCAAAUAAAGAAAGAGUCACACUAGAAGUUAUUCCUGAGGAGGCUAAUCCUGACAUGUGA